This is a messenger RNA of Rhododendron vialii, 2199 nucleotides long. RefSeq lists its product as uncharacterized. NCBI's taxonomy places the organism in Eukaryota, Viridiplantae, Streptophyta, Magnoliopsida, Ericales, Ericaceae. The record is from RefSeq and is a predicted model, not a curated record. Bases 1 to 2199 code for a protein of 732 amino acids. The transcript has 2 exons.
AUGGAUUCCCUUGGCGUUAACCUCUUCGAGGAAGGAAGAAGACCUACAAUCCUCAUUUGCCAUAAUAGUAAAGGAGACAGUUGUAACAAUCUGCAUAAGCAGUUGGAUCCACCUGGAGCUAAAAACCCAUACGAAUCAUUACUUGUUCAAGGAAAUCCCAUUGUGCUCGGUCAUAGGCUUUAUGAAAAUCCAAUUUCAAGGUCUAGGUCGGAGCUGUCAUCAAAGCUGCUUCAUCAGCUGGCGCCGUCUGUGGGGAAGCGACUUUUUCCUCACGGUGAACGGCUUUGUAUGGUAGAGAUCCGAUCAAGUAGAACGACAAUGGCUUCAGAUCCCGAAAGAACGGGUAUUGGCGAUGCCGUAAAGGCAGCCAUUGCUGCCAAAACUGCCAAGGCAGCCGAAGUAACCAAAGCAGCAAAAGCCGCCAGGGCCGCUGCCGUCGCCGAAAAGGCCACUAAGGCAGCAGAAGCGGCCAAGGCCGCCGCGGCAAACCCAGCAGGAGGUAAUCAGAUGACCCCAGAAGCGUUUGCCCAUAUGCAAGAGCAGAUAAAAACUUUAACUCAAGGGUUACAGACUGCAAUGCAAGAAAACGCGAACUUACGAAAGCAAAUCUCCGAGCCAAGUAUCCCGAGAUUGCAAAACAGUCGCCACGGAGACGACGAGGACAUGGAGGAAGGCGAAUCCAGUGAAAAGGAAAGCCAAAACCGAAGAAAAUAUAGUAAGCCACCCCUAGAGAAGUUGCCCCACGAGCAGGAGGCGAUACUCAAGAUGCAAAACCAGAUCGAAGGAUUAAUGAAGCAUGUCAAAGCACAAACCCUUGCCACGGUAGAGGAGUUAGUGCAAAACACAGAUUCACUUUUUACACCUGAAGUCAUGGGGCGUCCUCUUCCAAGGAAGUUUAAAAUGCCCCAAUUGGAAACAUUUAAUGGCUCCACGGACCCGUUAGAUCAUCUAGAAACAUAUAAAUCCUUGAUGCACCUACAAGCAGUGCCAGACGAGGUCAUGUGUCGGACGUUCCCAGUUACCCUCAAGGGAAGUGCCCGAGCAUGGUUCAACAAGCUCCCACCGGGAAGUAUACGUAGCUUCAAAGAGCUUAGCACAAGCUUUGUAAGUUACUUCAUUGCUGGCCAGCGCUACGACAAACCAGCAACGCAUCUCGUGACGGUGAAACAAGGAAAAUGGGAAUCAUUAAGAGAAUACACCACCAGGUUUAAUAAAGAGGUGGUCCAAAUAGAUGAAGUCGACGAUAACGUGAGCAUAACUGCAUAUAUUGCUGGGUUGUAUUCGGGACAAUUCCUAUACCUUGUGUCUCAAGAGCCACCAAAAACCAUGGCGGAGCUCAUGCUCAGAGCUCAGAAGCAUAGGAACGCAGAAGAAGCUGUCUACGCAAGGCGUACACGUGAUGGUUUUGAUCCUCAAACAGGACCAUCACAAAUUGGCGAAUUCCCUCCAACAGACAAGAGGAGGAGAGAAGCUGUCCGCAAGUUAGGAGGUGAACCAAAAAAUAAAAAGGUGGACUCAAGGUCAUCUUCGAAGAGAGGAGUAGUCGAAGGGCCGCCCCAAGGAAAGUACAAGCAGUUUACUCUGCUCAUAGCCACGGCAGAGCAAAUCCUCAGCAAUCUGCAAGACAAUCCAGACCUCAAGUGGCCUGGCAAGCUGAGAACCGAUCCUAGCAGGAGAGCUCGGGAUAAAUACUGCAGGUUUCACAGAGACCACGGACACAACACAGAUGACUGCAUUGACUUGAAACAACAGAUUGAGGAUCUAAUUCAAAAAGGGAGACUUCAACGUUUUGUAACAAAGAAGCACCAGAAACAACCCAGGAAGGAAGACACAAACAAAGAGGGUAAAGACGGCACUACCCCCCAGUCAGGUCCCAUUGGAGAGAUCAAGGUCAUCCAUGGAGGAUUUGCUGGAGGUGGAGAAUCUAGCAAUGCUAGGAAGGCGCAUCUAAGAAAACUGAGGACAGAGGAACAUUUGGAGGUUAACACAAUUAGCCGACCAAGUAAAUUUCAGAGAAAAGAGGAAAUACCUAUAAUAUUCUCAAAAGAAGAUGUCAAAGGAAUUCAAAUUCCCCAUGACGACCCUUUGGUUAUAACCUUUGUUGUGGUAAACUACCUCACACGAAGAGUGUUGAUCGACAGCGGAAGCUCAGCCGAUAUACUCUACCUCAAUGCAUAUGACCAAUUAAAGGUUGGAUGA